Aspergillus melleus is the source of this 885-nucleotide messenger RNA. RefSeq lists its product as uncharacterized. The record is from RefSeq and is a predicted model, not a curated record. Gene Ontology annotation, biological process: transmembrane transport; carbohydrate transport. Gene Ontology annotation, cellular component: membrane. NCBI's taxonomy places the organism in Eukaryota, Fungi, Ascomycota, Eurotiomycetes, Eurotiales, Aspergillaceae. Bases 1 to 885 code for a protein of 294 amino acids. The transcript is spliced from 2 exons. Gene Ontology annotation, molecular function: carbohydrate:proton symporter activity.
AUGGAGCAGGACCAUCAUGAAGAGGCUCGCAGACUCCUCGAGAGUCGUCGCAGCGGACCUGAACCUCAAACUAUUGACUUGAAGUUCCGCAAAAUUUGGGACGUUAUCCUAGUAGAUCGUGCGUUUCGAAAUAUCUCCUGGCGAUCCAUCAUCACGAAGCUAUCAUGGCGUCGUCGGUUAAUCCUCGGUUGCGGCGUACAGGCCUUUGGUCCCUUGUCUGGCAUCAACGUAAUCAAUUACUACGGUCCUCGCAUCUAUGAAACCUUGGUAAUAGAUAAUCACAACUCGCUCAUGAUCGUGGGGAUCAGCGGCGCUCUGUCUAUCGUGUACUGCACGAUUGGGCUGUACAUUCUCGAUGGCAUUGGACGCAUCAAGCCGUUGUAUGUCGGCGCCGCAGGGUGUGGUGCGGCGUUACUUGUCAACGCGGUGCAGGCCCAAUACAUGAACCCUGAUAACGCGCACCAGCCGCGGUCCAUGGUGGCCAUGAACUUUGCUCUCAGCCUCUUCCACACGCCCACGGGCAUCAUCUCCUGGGCCUACCCUGCAGAAACGUUUCCGGUCGAGGUGCGAGCGCUGAGAAACUCCUUAACCACGUUUACGAACUGGACUGUGAACCUAGUCUUUGCCCAAUUCUCUCCCAACGCGCUUGACACUGUCGGCUUCCGAUACUUAUACCUAUUCUUUGCGUUGAACCUCAUUGCUGCUACUUGCUACCACUUAUCCUACCCCGAGACGAAAGGCCUUUCGCUUGAGCAGAUGGACGAGCUCUUCGGCGACCGACUGGUGCCGCAUGCUAUGGAAGGUCCCGAAGGCGCUGCGGCACCCGUGGAGAAGGAGCAGGUAUUGGCUAGUCACUUGUUGUUCCAGGAGAACAAGAAACCCUAG